CGCGAAUCACUGCGCUAUAUUAAACCAUGCCGCCAUCGCGGAUCGGUCGCUGCUCUUCCAGCCACUCGUCGUCCCUGGCCAUGCCGUCGAGCUGACAUUGUUCGGUUGCACGAAAGGAGGAGGCGAUCGAUCGGCACCAUCGAUCAUCGAUCGGUCACAGCAAGGACGCCAUUGUUGCCAUGUCCUCCGACGCCGGCGGCAAGGUCAUGCCCAAGUCCAGAGCUUCCUUCUUCCUCUACGGCCUUCUCCUCUACGUGCUUCUGCCCGUGCUGGCUGUCUACGUGGUCGCCUUCGCGCUCUCUCCGUUCUACUCCGGAUCGCGCCCGCCGGCUGGAGGAAAUGCCGUGGCUCGUCUUGCGGCGGGCGCGGAUGGAGUGCGCAACUCUUCUUCGUCGUCGUCACCGUCGUCCGCUAUGAUACGAGGUCCGCCGACGCCGGUGGCACGGACGAAACCGAGGGCGGACGCCGCACCGACGGGCCUGCGGCACAUCGUGUUCGGCAUCGGCGCGUCGGCGUCCCUGUGGGAGAGCCGGCGGGAGUACAUCAAGGUAUGGUGGCGUCCGGGCAAGAUGCGCGGUUUCGUGUGGCUGGACAAGCCGGUGCCGGAGUACUACUCCCGGAACUCCUCCACGGAGCUCCCCGGCAUCAAGAUCAGCGCGGACACGUCCAAGUUCCCCUACACGCACGGCGCUGGGAGCCGGUCCGCGCUGCGGAUCUCCCGCAUCGUCUCCGAGAGCUACCGCCUGGGCCUCCCCGGCGUCCGGUGGUUCGUGAUGGGCGACGACGACACGGUGUUCUUCCCGGACAACCUGGUGGACGUGCUGUCCAAGUACGACCACACGCAGCCGUACUACAUCGGGAACCCGUCGGAGAGCCACAUCCAGAACCUCAUCUUCUCCUACGGCAUGGCGUUCGGCGGCGGCGGGUUCGCCAUCAGCCGCGCCCUGGCCGCGCAGCUGGCGCGCAUGCAGGACGGGUGCAUGCACCGGUACCCGGCACUUUACGGCAGUGACGACCGGAUCCACGCGUGCAUGUCCGAGCUGGGCGUGCCGCUGACCCGCCACCUCGGGUUCCACCAGUGCGACAUCUGGGGCGACGUCCUGGGAUUGCUGGGCUCCCACCCGGUGGUGCCGCUGGUGACGCUGCACCACUUCGACUUCCUGCAGCCGCUGUUCCCGGGGGCGAGGUCCCGGACGGCGGCGCUGCGGAGGCUGUUCAAGGGGCCCGUGCGACUGGACCCUCCGGCGGUGGCGCAGCAGUCGGUGUGCUACGACCGGGAGAAGCAGUGGACGGUGUCGGUGUCGUGGGGGUUCGCCGUGGUGGUGAUCCGCGGGGUGCUGUCGCCGCGGGAGAUGGAGACGCCCAUGCGCACCUUCCUCAACUGGUACAAGCGCGCCGACUACACGGCCUACUCCUUCAAUACGCGGCCCGUGGCGAGGAACCCCUGCCAGCGGCCGCAGGUUUACUACAUGCGGCGGUCGCGGAUGGAGAGGCGGCUGCGCCGGCGGAAUGGCAACGCGACGGUCCUGACGACGGUGACCGAGUACGAGCGGCACCGCGUUGUGAAUCCCGUCAGGUGCCGGUGGCGCAUCUCCGACCCGGCCACGCUGCUGGAUCGCGUCGUCAUCGUCAAGAAGCCCGACCCCGACCUAUGGAAACGGUCUCCGAGGAGGAAUUGCUGCAGGGUAAUAUCGUCCCCCAAUAACGGCACCAAUGAUCGGACGAUGGCCGUCGACGUAGGUGUCUGCAGGGACGGCGAGUUCGCCAGAGUUUAG
Molecule: messenger RNA, 1775 nt
Organism: Lolium rigidum
Lineage: Eukaryota; Viridiplantae; Streptophyta; Magnoliopsida; Poales; Poaceae
Exons: 2
Coding region: 180-1775 (531 amino acids)
Molecular function (GO): acetylglucosaminyltransferase activity
Source: RefSeq, a predicted model, not a curated record